CCAUUGCCAUGUAAUAUCCUCCACUGGCAGCAACAUCAGCCAUUGAUGCGACAACAGUCAGAAGCAAGAGCAUCCCCUCCAGGACUAUCAAUGCGAAGGAUGACGGCUUUAUACACUUUUGACUCUGAAAAGAAUCUUACAGUACAUUGCAAAAAGAUAACUCCUGGUGAAUACUUCCUACUAUGUCUAAAGCUCCCAUUCCCAUGUGGAAUGAUUGCUGCACCAAUGCGUAUUUUCUCAAUGAAUUGCUCAGCAAUAAUCCCUGAACUGGAUAUAUUAAGUGGACUUCGCACUCGGCUAAUCUCUCCAGAGGCUCUAAUUAUGGCUAUACAGCCUCCAUUACCAGUCAAUCCUAGAGUCCAUUUCUUAACACGGCAGUAUCUC
Molecule: messenger RNA, 384 nt
Organism: Striga asiatica
Lineage: Eukaryota; Viridiplantae; Streptophyta; Magnoliopsida; Lamiales; Orobanchaceae
Source: the annotation of a GenBank genome assembly